Penicillium riverlandense is the source of this 429-nucleotide messenger RNA. RefSeq lists its product as uncharacterized. The coding region runs from base 1 to 429 and encodes 142 amino acids. NCBI's taxonomy places the organism in Eukaryota, Fungi, Ascomycota, Eurotiomycetes, Eurotiales, Aspergillaceae. The record is from RefSeq and is a predicted model, not a curated record. The transcript has 2 exons.
AUGUCAAAAGAGGAAGGAACUUUUACAGCCAACAAAGACUACGGGACUCACUGGGGCCAAAGAACUUUCUUGUAUCGCAAGAAUGAAUUCUCCGGCUACCAGUUCUAUUCGGUCAUUCCUGCCGACACGCGUCUCCGAGAAAUCGUUCAGCGAAAGGAGGCUUUGCGCAAGAAGCUAAAGGAAGCAGAAAAGAAACUGAAAGUUCGAGCUGAUUAUGUCCACAAACUCGACAUUGUUGCAGGAAAGAAGCAAAAAAUUGCACAAGAUCUCGACGAUGCGUUCAAGAGUCGCAAUCCGGACUAUCUACUCAGAAUAACACAAGCUUAUUUCUCCCCUCGGCUUGCAGGAUCUGUAACAGGCGAAAAGGAAGAGGCACCUAAAGGAAGUACGGAAAGGCUGAAGGGUGCUUUUGUCAAUAUGAAAGAGUGA